Molecule: messenger RNA, 11214 nt
Organism: Lagenorhynchus albirostris (white-beaked dolphin)
Lineage: Eukaryota; Metazoa; Chordata; Mammalia; Artiodactyla; Delphinidae
Gene: SPATA31H1
Product: SPATA31 subfamily H member 1
Source: RefSeq, a predicted model, not a curated record
AUGGCUCUGGUUUGGAGGCUAACCAUCCCACUGCCACAAUAUGUCAGCCUUCUACUAUUAUUUGGUUUCCUUGUCUGGAGGCUUUGGGUGAAGUUUUCUGGGAAACACAGUAGGAAACAGGUGGCAGCCAAGACACACUCAGAGACUUCAAAGCAGCAUAAAUUGAAAAAGAUCCAGAAAUUCACAGGUCAGAAAGAUCCUAUUCUUCAGUUCAAAGCUAAAGAUCCACAGUGGGAAGAAAAUCUCAGGAUGGGUUGCGUUGAAGCUAACCUAACAUGCUUUUCAGAUCUCCCUACGGGCUGGUCCCAGGAAUGUGUAUGCUGGUCAACGGACAGGAGUCUUCAACAGGUCGUCCAACACCUGGAAAGUGCAAGAUCAAGUCUUAUGGAAUUGGGUUUGCCUGAACCACAGGAUACGAUUUCUUCUUCCACCUCCUCUGCUUCUGUGGCUCAGGGGCCUGUUCUACCCUGUUGUGACUGUAAGAAGGCAAAACAUUCUUCUGACAGUAGCAUCUCCUCUGGAUCAUCCUACAGCUCCAGCCUGUCUCACCUUCCUGUCUUUUCUGAAGGAACAACUUGGCGACUCCGGAGCCACAGUUUACCUAUUUUACCCACAAAUCAACCUCCUGUGUUCAGGAACCAAGGCACACCUCUGCCUUCCUUUGGGCUCUCAGAGCUUUUCCGGAAAUCAAAGCCUUUUCAGAAUUUGGCAGCUCUUUCAUCCUUAAGUCCUCAAAGCACUUUUAUCAACUCUCUUUUUGAAUCCCCAAAUCUCUACAAACAAGAAGAGAAAACAAAGGAUGAGAGAAGGAGCAAGAGUCAUUUGACAACAGAUCAUAGGCCAAGUGCUAUUUUCAAAGAGAGACCACUAUUGUCAGGGUCAGCUCCAAUCCAGCUCUCUCCUUUGGCUAGGCGGGAGUUAGAGGGACAUAUGGCUUGGAAGGUUUCUACUUUGCGGGAACAAACAGUGCCUCUGCCUGUGAGGGAAUCAUGGGCAAUGCUGAAUUAUUUAACUGAGGUACAAGGAGGAGUUCCUGAACCACAGAAACCCCAAAUCCACUUAUCUAUGCCCAUUCAUCAAAGCACUGAGCAGGAUAUCAAUAAUGAAUCCCCAGACCUUCCAGCAUUUCAGCUCCACGUGAACGUUGGAGCGGAAUCUGGAUUAAGCAGAACAGAAACAAAAAUUUCACAGACUCUUAUCCCAGGUAAGCAGUCACAACCUGGGGAUGGCCCCCAAAUCCUUGGAUCCAGGCCCUUAAUGACAUCAAUGGGCACUCCACCUCCCAAAAGUUUAGGAGUUGACAUAGCUCAAGAGGAAACAACUUUACUGCAGAAGGACCCAAAACGUGUGUUAGAGCUUAGUGUAGAGCAGAGGGUCAUAGAUCUUCCAGAAAAAAGGAUACAGCAGCAUGAGACCCAAGUGACUAAUGUGGAGCUGACCCCACAGCUACCAUAUCAAGUCAGAGAUAGCAUAAAGGUUACUCCACUGGCAUUACUUCAAGUCAUGGAUUCAAUGGGGUUAAUUCCAGAAUCACAUUCAGAAGUGAUAGAAUCUGUAGGUUUGUUACCACGGCCACCAAAUGAAGUUGUGAAACCAAUGGAAGCCACAGAAAGAGUGAGUGUAAGCCCAAACCCAUCAUAUCAAGUCAUUAAAUCAGUGGAGGUAACACCAAGAUCUCAGCAGCAAGUUAUGGAAUCAAGGAAGAUGACCUCAAGACAGCAGAAUCAAGUCAUAGUCAAUGUGAAGGUAACUCCUAUAGCAUUGCUUCAAGUCAUGGAUUCUAUGGGGAUGAUUAAAAAAUCACAUCCACCUAUCAUACAGUCAAAGGGAAUGACCCCAAGGAUGCAAUAUCAAGUCAAGGAGUCAGUGAAAAGGACCACAUUGUUGGACCAUGAAGUCAUACAACCAGGAAAGAUGAGUCCAAGGCUACAACAUGCAGUCAUGGAAACUGUGGAAAUGACCCCAGGGCCACAGCAUAAAGUUAUGGAAUCGGUGGACGUAACAUCAAGGCCACAAAGUCAAGUCAUAGAACCACUGAAGAUUACUCCAAGGCCAAUAUGUCAAAAUACAAAAUCACCUGAAAUGAUCACCAGGCCAUUGCAUCCAGUGAUGGAUUACCUUGAAGUAACUCCAGUGACACUAUUACAAGCUAUGGAUUUCAUGGGGAUAAUUCCACCAACCCAGUCACAUGUUAUAGAAUCUGGGGGUUUGACUCCAGACACACAUUCACAGUUGCAAGGUAUGGAAUAUGUUCAUUUGGCCCUACCAUCAGAGUUUCCAGGUAUAAAUACUGUGGAAUUGACUCUAAGACCAGUACAAGAAGAUAUGAAAUCUGUGGAGUUUGCCCCAAAGCCAUGGUUACAAGAUAUAAGAUCUGAGGAGACAGCUCCAGUAUCAUUGCUUGAAGAUGUGAAAACUCCUCAAAUGGUAGAAAGUAGGAGGUUGAUUCCUGAGACACAGGUAGAAGAUAUGAAAUAUGAGGAACUGAUCCCAGGGGCACACAUUCAAGCAGUAAAAUCUGUAGAAUUGAACCUCAAACCGAAUCAUCAAGUCACAGAACCUAAAGGAUUGACCCCAUGGCAUCAAGCUUCAGAAUCUUUAAGGAUGAUCUCAGAGCCAGGAUAUCCAGAAACAGAAGCAAAGUUUACCUCUGACACUUGUCACCAUGCAAAAGAAUCUAGGGGGUUGAUACAAUCAUCUUUAGGAAAUACUCCAGGGCCACUGAGCCAAGCUUUAGAAUUUAUGCAGAUGAACUCAAUGUCAUUCCAAGGUACUCUUGAGCCAAUGUUCCAAAGUGUAAAAGCCAUGGGAGAUACUCCAGUGUCACAGCACACAAUACAAGAAUCUUUAGAGUUGGUACCAGGAUCAGAGAUGCAAGGUAUGAAAUCAAAGAUGUUGACCCCAGAGUCCCAAGGUAUGAAGUUUGUUCAUCUGAAUCUAGGACCAUAUUCAGAAGUUAUGAACUAUGAGGAGUUGAUCUUGGAACCACAAUUUCAAAAUGUGAAAUCUGUUCCAUUGACCUCAGAACCACAGUCCAAAAGUAUAAAACCUGAGGAGUUGACUCUAGGGCCAUUAAUGCAUGAUAAUAAUUUUGUGGAUUUACACGUGCCACUGGAAGAAUCUAGUAGGUUAAUUCCUGAGACACAGUUACAGCAUGUUGAAUCAAGGAAAGUGACCAUGGAACCACAUUUACAAGGAUUGAAAUCUGUGGGUCUAACUUCCAGACCAAGGCAUCAAGACACAGAGCCUGCAGAGUUAGCUGCUGAGAUCUUCCCACAAGAAGAAGAAUCUGUGAAACUGAUCCCACAGCUAGUCUUGAAAACUGCUGGGGUGGUGCCUAGGCCACAUUUUCAAAAAUUUUCAGAGAUGACUCUAGGUCAAGGCUAUCUAGAUACAGAAACUGUGAGGCUGACUUCUGAGGCUUUGCCCCAAGUAGCAUUAACACAAAAACCAAUAGGUCAAGUUAGAGAAUCUACAGGAAUGACUCCCCUAAGGCCACAUCUUCAAGUUACAGAGUCAUCAGGGAUACCUCUAAGGUCAGAAUAUGAAAACACAGAAACUGUGGGGUUGGCAACAUUUCCAGUUGAAAACAUCCAGGAGGUAAUACUAGUACUACCAUAUUCAGAAAAAGGAUCUCUGGAGUUGACUUUAGGACCAGGGAUGCAAUGUGAGAUAUCAGAGCCACUACUGCAAAAUUUGAAAUAUGUGAAGUUAACCUCUGAGUCAUCCCUAUUAGUGGUAGGAUCUAAACAGUUUAUUACAGGACCAAAACCACAUGUUAUGGAGUUGACCCCAGAGCCACAGCUCCAGGCAGUAAAGUCUAGGCAGUUGGAGCCAGAGCCAAAAUUACAAGAUGUGAAAUAUGUUAAUUUAAUUCAACAGUCAACUACUACCAGAGUGGUAGAAUCAGAGAAGCCAAUACAAGAGCCAGUGCUACAAAGCAUGAUAUCAGAGGAAUUGACUAAGGAGGCACAGCUCCAAGGGCCACAGCUGCAUAGUGUAAGAUUUUCAGAGUUAUCUCCAGAGCUGCCACUUCAAGGAGAAAGACCUAUAGAUUUAAUCUCAGGGUCUCCACAUCAUGGUGUGAAAUCUGAUGAUUUGACCCCAGGUUCCCCAGUGCAAGAAAUAAAAUUGUCAGAUUUUAUCCCAGGACCAAAACAUCAAAGUGUUGUAUCUGUACAGUUGACUGCAGAAUCACAACCUCAAAGUAUGAAAUUUAUGGAACUAAACUCAGGACCAUGCUUGCAAUGUAUCAGAUUUUCUGAUUUGACCCCAGAACCAAAGCGUCAAGGUUUCAAACAUGUGCAGUUUAUACCAGGAACACAGCUUCAAGACAUAAAGUCUGUAGGAUUUGUAACAGAGUCAUCUUUGCAGUCAAGUCAAGGGCUCCCAGCUGAAAAUAUGAAAUCUGUUCUGUCUACUGAAGGAUCACAGUUUCACAGCUUGAAAUCUGUCAAACUGACCUCAAAACUACAAUUUCAAGAUGUGAAAUCUGAGGAACUGAACCUAGGGCCAAGGCAGCAAGAUGUCAAAUUUUCUGAAUUGACUUCAGGGCCAAAGCUUCAAGGUGUCAAAUCUGGGGAGCAAACCCCAGGACCACUGUUUCAUAGUGUGACUUCUGUGGAGACGACUCUAGAGUUAGGGCUUCAAGAUUCUAAAUCAGCAAAGAUGUCUCCAGGGCUUCAAGGUGUGAAACAGGUGGAGCCACGGCUACAAGAUGUCAAAUUUUGUGAACUGACAUCAGGAACUCAAACUCAAGGUGUGAAAUCUUCAGAGUUAAACUCAGGGCAACAACAACAAUAUGUGAAGUUUUUUGAGUUCACUCCAGAGCCAAAGAUGCAAGGAGUAAAAUCUAUGAAGUUGACCCCAGGACCUGAGCAGCAAGGCGUUAAGCCUGAGAUGUUAGUACCAGAGCCACUGUUUCAAGGUGUAAAAUGUGUGGCAGUAGACCAAAUGUCAAGCUUUGAAGGUGACACUUCAUAUAAAUUAGUCUCAGAGCCACAGAUACCAGAUGUAAAAUCUAUGGAGUUGACUCCUAGACCGCAGUUGCCAAGUGAAAUCUAUUCUGAGUUGACCAGAAGACCAUGGUUACAAGUUGUGAAAUCUUCUGAAUUGAUCCAAAGACCACAGUUGCAAGAUGUAAAACCUGUAGAGUGGACCCCAAUCUCAAAGCUUCAAGGUUUACAGUCUGAGGCGCUAACGCCAGAGCCACAGCUGGAAGAUACGAAAUCUGUGGAGUUAACACCAGGGCCACAUUUGGGAAGUAUGAAAUCUAUGCAGUUAACAUCAAAGCCACAACUGGGAAAUGUCAAAUCUACAGUGUUGACCCUUGGGCCACAGGUGCGAGAUGUGAAACCGGUAGAGAUGACCCCAGGCUCAAAACUUCAUGAUUUGAAAACUGAGUUGUUAAUCUCAGAGUCAGAGUUGAAAGAUCUGAACUCUGUGGCCUUAACUCCAGGACAAUGUCCAAGAGGUAUGAAAUCUACGUUGCUAACCCCAAGUCCACAGCUGGAAGUUAAGAAAUCUGUGGAGAUAACAUCGGGGCCACAGAUAGAAGAUGUCAAAUUUUGUGAACUGACAUCAGGAACUCAAACUCAAGGUGUGAAAUCUUCAGAGUUAAACUCAGGGCAACAACAACAAUAUGUGAAUUUUUUUGAGUUCACUCCAGAGCCAAAGAUGCAAGGAGUAAAAUCUAUGAAGUUGACCCCAAAUCUUGAGUCACAAUCUCAAGGUGUCAAAUCUGUAAAGUUGAAAUCUUCAAUACAGUUAAGAGAUGUGAAGUCAUCUGAAUUGCCUCUGGGGCCAAAAAUUCAAGGUGCAACAUAUAUGAAUUUCAACCUUGGGCCACAGUUGCAGAGUGUGGAAACUCCUGAGUUAUCCCCAGGACCACAGCUGCAAGAAGGAAAAUUUUUGGCAUCAACCUCAGAGCCACAGCUUCAAGGUAGGAAAACUGUGGAGUUACACCAAAAGCCACAGCUUGAAAGUAUGAGAGCUGUUCAGUGGAUGCCUGCACUAGUGUUUCAAGGUGUGAAAUCUCUGCUAAAUCUUGGGUUGCAAUCUCAAUGUGUCAAACCAGCAGAGUUGAAACCUUUGAUACAAUUAAGAGAUAAGAAGCCAUCGGUAUUGACUCCAAGGCCAAAGCUCCAAGGUAUACAAUCUCUGGCAUCACUCCAAGAACCUCAGCCUCAAGGUCUCAAUUUGAAACCUUGUCUACAGUUUAGAAGUAAGAAAUCAUGUGACCUGACUUCCAAGUCAGAGCUCUGUGAUGUAAAACCCAUGAUGUUCAAAUCUAGGCCUCACUUGCAUGAUGGAAAAUCUCCUAAGUUGAUCCCAGGACCAUGGUUUCAAGAAGUGAAACCAUUACCGUCAUCCCCAGGAACACAGCUUCAAGGUGUGAAGUCUGUAUUGCUUACACAAGAGCCACAGUUUCCUGAGGUGAAAUCUGGGGUAUUAAACCAAGAGUCACAAUUACAAAGUGAUGAAACCAUAGAGUUGAACUCCCUACUACACUUGAAAAGUAUGAAGUCAUCUGAGUUGACUCUUCAGACAGAGCUUCAAGGUGUGAAAUCUGAGGAUUUCAACAGUGGGCCACAGUGGCAAGGCCCAAAAUCUUCUAAGUCACCACUUGAGACAAAGUCCCAAGAUAAGAAAUUUACUGAGUUAAUCUCUGACUCACAGUUGCAAGGUACAACAUUUUCUAAAUUGACUGUGGGGAAAAAGAUUCAAGGUGUCAAAUCUACAGAUUUCAACCCUGGGUCAUUGUUACAAGGUGUGAAAUCUUCUGAGUUGAUGCUGGGGACAAAGCUUCAAAAAGUGAAAUCAGUGGAAUUCAAGUCGGGUCCACAGUUGGAAGAUAUGAAAUCUUCCAAAUUAAUCACAGGUAUAAAGCUUCAAGAUGUAAAAUCUAUGAAUUUCAGGUCUGGACCAAACUUGCAGGGUAUGAAAUUGUCUGGAGUUAUCCCAAGGGAAAAGCUUCAAGGUGUGAAGUCUGUAGAACUGAAACCUAGUCCAAAGUUACAAGGUGAGAAAUCUUCUGAUUUGACUCUGGGGAGGAAGUUUCCAGGUGUGAAAUCUAUAGAGUUGGACUUAGGCCCACACUUACAAGAUAUGAAAUGUUCUGAGCUGAUCAUGGGUAUAAAGCUUCCAGAUGUAAAAUCUAAGCAGUUAAGUUCUAGACCACACUUUCAAGGUAUGAAAUCUUCUGAAGUGAUCCCAGGGACAAAGCUUCAGAAAGCGAAAUCAGUGUUCAACUCUGGACCACAGACACAAAGCAAAAAAUUUUCUGAGUUGAUUCAAGGGACAAAGCUUCAAGAUGUAAAAUCCUUAGAGUUUAACUGUGGACUGAAGUUACAAGGUGGGAAAUCUGAUUUAACCCAGAGGAGGAAGCUUCAAGGUGUGAAAUCACUGGAGUUCAACCCUGGACUACAGAGACAGGGUGAGAAAUCUGAUUUGAUGCUACAGUGGAGGCUUCAAGAUUUGAAAUCUGUUGUUCCAUGGCUGCAAGGUGUGACAUCUUCAGAGUUAACACCAGAGACAAAGCUUCAAAGUGGAGAAUCUGUGGAGUUCAUCACCAGGCCAAUGUGGCAAGAUAUGAAACCUUUUGAAUUGACUCUUGGUACAAAGGUACAAGAUGUGAAAUCUUUGGGAUUUAACUCAGCUCCACAGUUACAAGACAGGAAAUUGUCUAUGUUGACACCAGAGGCACACCUUCAAGGUGUGAAAUCUAUGGAAUUCAACCCUGAGGCAAAAUUGCAAGGUGCAAAAUCUUCUGAACAAAAAAAAAAAAAAAAAAAAUCUUCUGAACAUAUAAAGCUUCAACUAAUGAACUCUACUGAGGUCAACCCUGGUCUAGAAUUCAAGGUUGCAAAACCCUCUGAGUUGGCCUUGGAAUCAAAGAUUCAUAGUGGAAUAUUGUCUGAGAUCAGUGGUAGAAAGCAGUGGCAAGAUGAGAAAUCUUAUAAGUUGAAUCCAUGGCCAGAACUUCAAAGUGUAAAAGUCAUGGUGUUCAAUCCUGGGACACAUUCGCAACAUAUAAAAUCUUCAGAAUUAUGUAAAGGGACAAAGCUUCAAGAUGUGAAAUCUUUGGAAUUCAAUCCUGACCAACAGUUGCAAGAUGUGAACUCUUCUGAUUUUUGUCUGGGAACAAGGCUUCACGGUAUUCAAUAUUUUGAGUUCAAUCCUCAACCACAGUUGCAAGAGGUAAAACCUGAGUUGAGCACAGAAAUGAAGCUUCCAGAUGAGCAGUUUCUGGAAUUCAAGCAUAAGCCUAAAUUACAAGGUGGGAAAUGCUCUGAACAGAAUCCAGGGCCACAGCUUCAGUGUGUAAAUUAUAUGCCAGUCAACACUGGGUCACAGGUGCAAGGUAUAAAGUCCUCUGGGUUGAAUCCUAGUCCACAGCUUCAAGGUAGAAAAUCUAAGGUGCUCUGCAUUGGGCCUAAUUUGCAAGGUGUGAAUUCUUCUGCAUUCAUUUCAGAACCAAAACUUCAAUGUGUAAUUUCUACUGGAUGCAACCCCGGGCCACAUUUGCAAGGCACAAACACUUCUGAAUUAACUUCCAUUUCAAAACUUCAAGGUAUGAAUUCUUCUAAGUUAAAUUCUGAGAUCCCAGGAAUGGAUGUCAUAUCUAAUGAAAGGAUUAAGAGGAAACAGGUGGAGGAGUCAGGGAGCUCACUCCGGAGCCUUUCCCACCAUCCACCACAAAACUGGAGAUCACUAUCUAGGAUCUUCCAGGCAGGAUCAGGGGCUCGAAGAGGCCUUACCUGGCCUGUCCUGGGCAGGCGACAGAAUGUCUGGGAAAGUCGCUCCUGGAGGCAGCGACUACCUCGAAAAUACCUCUCCAGUAUGCUAACGCUGGGCAAUGUCUUGGGGACCAGCAUGGAAAGGAAGCUUUAUUCUCAAACAUCUUUAACAGAAAGAGCCACUGCAGAUACCUGUCAAUCUAUUCAGAAUUUAUUUGGGGUUCCAGUUGAAUUGAUGGCAUUUUCCCAGAGUCUGCUUGAGAAGGGUCAAGGUACUAUUUCUCAGCCUUCAGUUGUCAAAAACUACAUUCAGAGACAUACUUCAUGCCACCAUGGUCAUGAGAAAAGAAUGGCCUUAAGGAUGUGGACACGUGUCUCCAUGUCCUCCAUAAUACAGCACUACUCUGGCACUAGAGUGAGAAUAAAGAAAACAAACUCAAAGCCCUGUGAUAUAUCCCAGGAAGUCACUCAGCACAUGCCUGUUUCAUGUACAGGGAGUCAGCUUUCUGCCCCAGCAAAGUCAGAGUCUUCCUUCAACGUAUUUUUUGCUAGGAGAGAUUCUGUUCCAGUGGAAGAGAGUAAGAACUCACAGAGUGAUUCACAGACAAGGAUUUUUGAGUCCCAACACUCCCUCAAGCCAAGUUAUCUUCCCCAGGCCAAGUCUGACUUCUCCGAACAGUUCCAGCUUCUACAAGAUCUGCAGCUAAAAAUAGCAGCAAAACUGUUAAGGAGUCAAAUACCCCCCAACGUACGUCCACCUUUAGCUUCAGGUCUGGUUCUAAAAUACCCUAUCUGCCUACAGUGUGGCCGAUGUUCAGGAUUUAAUUGCUGUCAUAAAUUACAGGCCACUUUUGGAACUUAUCUUCUUAUCUAUCCACAGCUUCACCUUGUAAGCACUCCUGAAGGCCGUGGAGAGAUCAGGUUGCGUCUUGGCUUUAGGUUGCAAACUAGGAAAAGACCCCAAGUCCCAGAGUUUCAUAGAAGAGGUAGACGCAUCACACCAAGGAGCCUUAGAUCAACAUCACUAAGGAAAGCUAAAGGCUAUACUCAAGCUUCCAAGAGUCCUACUUCUACAAUAGAUUUCCUGUCUGGGUCUUCCCAGUGUCCUGCUCCUAUACAAGUCCACAUCAGGCGAAGGCAAGGCGGCAGCCCUGGCCUAGUAGAAAAGACAGAAAUUAGAGAGGCUGGACACUAUGGAUUCACUGAAGUUCACUGUUUAUCAGAGAGUGACUCUGGAAGCAAUCAGGAUGAAAAGUGGGCUAAAGUGAGAACAAAAAGGACCCAUGAUUCAAAACAUCCAAUGAAAAGAAUCCCCAGGGAAGUCAGAACACAAAACACAAAGUUCUACACAAAUAGUACAGCCAUAAUACAGAGGUUCUCUAAGGAAUUACCAAGCCAGUUAAGAAGGAAGAGGAGUGGAGUGUCUCAGACAACUACCGCCUCUUCAAAAAGACAACCUAAGAAAUCUUCCCCACCACAAUUCAUUCAACUCCUUUUUCGGGGCCUAAAGCAGGCAUUCCAAACAGCACACAUGGCUUUGGUUUGUGUUUGGCAGAAGCCUGAGGACAGGACAAGGCCAGACCAUUUCUGGUCAAGCAAAAACUACCUUCCAAAACAAAAAGCCAGAGACUAUUGCUUAUCAAGAGAUACCAAAAGACAGACGAUGCCAACUCUCAAGCUAAGGCCAACAGACCCAACCAUUAAGGAGGAGAGCACAUUGUGGGGAGAAACAGACCAAUUCAGAUCAGCUCAACAACCAACAGGAAAUAGCUCUUUCCAACCCAGACCUAUACAACUGCCAAGCCUAGUUUCCCAAAGAAGUACCACUCUCAAAAACACCUCAAGCAGCCAGCCUUUGGGUCCUGUUCAAAAUGAGAGUAAUAGCAGAGCUAAGAAAAACUUUAACAGAAAUGAAGUCUCUAGCCAGGAGUCCAAGAACUCCAAACCAGGAACCAGAGUUCAUGCUGGAGGGAGACUCUUACAUGGUUCCCCUAUGAACAGAACCUCACACAGUCACCUUAAAGAAAAACCCACACACAAGGAACGAAAUUGGAAUUCUUCUGGAAGUAGCCAAUAUAGUCCCUCUGAGAGGAGCCACCACAGGGCCUCUGAGAGAUGUCGCAGUCCCUCUGAGAGGAGAUGUCGCAGUCUCUCUGAGAGGAGCCACCACAGUCCCUCUGAGAGAUGUCACAGACUCUUUGAGAAAAUCCGUCGCGGUCCCUCUGAGAGGAGAGGACACAGUGCUUCUGAGAGAAGACCGUACAGGCCCUCUGAAAGGGGCAGACACAGUCAUUCUGAAGAGUGACACAGUCCCUCUGAGAGGAGCCACCAAAGUCCCCUCAAGGAGAGACUCAAGCACAGCUCACCUAGCGAGAAGCCCAGAUAUAGUUUAGGUAAAGAUUUCAGGAGUAACUCAAACAUGUUUCCUAAAGACCACACCAAAAAUCCCCAAGGGAGGGCAAGUUUGGAGGCCUGA